UUAAACCUUUUUGACAAGUAUAACACCAAAUAUGGUCAUUCAGCGCAGCUGGAAAAUUCCCACUGAUGUGGGAGGAUCGUUAACGAACUCAACGACAACCGCAAGCGAUGUGCAGCAACGUUCUUCCCCGGCAAUGCAACUGCAGGCAGGCAACUCCUCCGAUGACUCCGACUGCUCCAACCAGACCACACACUCGAUGGAUACACGCGUCGCCAGCCCCGCAGAAGGCGCAAAAAAGCAACCGGAUAAAGAAAAGCAACCAUCGGAAGCCUCCACCACACUCACUUUAUCCCUGCUCGCCGAGCUACCAUCCACGGAUGCAGAGCCUCUGAAAUAUGUGACCACCUCGGACAUGGCCGAGACGAUGCUGCAGCGAAUACGCCAGCGUCUGGGCGGUUCGCAGAACAUCGAAGGCGGUGGGAGUGCAGAGUCUGCCAUGAGAGCGCUGGAGCUACUGCGCAUCAGCGUGCAGCAGUCCUUUGAUUCGGAAGUCAAUGAGAUAAUCAAACGCUACAUGAAUAACUACUUUAAGCCCGCAUUUGGAAACAUCAAGGAGAACCUCGGUCAGCAGUCGGUGAACGAGGAGACGCUGCAAAAGAUGUCCUCGUGUGCGUUGCUGGAGAACGCCAAGGCGCAGUACACGAACUUUGUGCGCCAGCAUCGCCUGGGCGCCGGAGUGACGGAGCAACAGCGCCUGGCCCUGAAGCGUGUGGCCAAGCCGCAGGACAACACCAUCGGCAGCAAAGUGUUUGCCAACAAUCUGGGCUUUGCCGCCGCCAAGCCCAUGCCCUGCACAGCUGCCACAGUGAAUCAGAUGCCCGCUCUGCAGGCAAUGCAGAUGUUUCCGCAACAGGCACAACUGCAGGCUGUCCAGCCACUCCAACAGCAGCAGCAGCAGCAUCGCAUGGUCACUCCGAUAUUGGGCGGAGCAUUGCCCACGCCUGUGCGUCGCCAAAUCUUUUGGAACACGGCCCAAAUCUCGACGAGCACAAAAUUCGUGCUGGAUGUGCAGGCCAAUCUGGCUUUUGGCUUUGGCACCGAUGGCAAGGAGAGAUUGGCCAGCAAGCACCCGGAACUCAUACGCUAUCUCCCCGAUGCCGAGGACAGAGAGUGGCUGGCAGCCCGAGGCAUUAUUCCCGCCGAGAGUACCCACUUGAGGUUCCUCUUUCUGCUCCACGACGAGGUCUGCCGGCUGCACCAAGCGCACGAUCUGUACAAGAACAAACCCAACGUGGAUCUCACCCUGAUGAUGACUUUCAACGUGCCGGACCCCAUGAUACACAAGAUGCGGCUCUUCUUUGUGGAUCUUAACAUCAAGAGCCGAGGGCUGAUAACCAACUCAUUUAUCAUGACCAAUCAGCCGCAGCCACAGCCCCAGCAGCCCACGGUGGCAAAUAAUAGUCAUCUGAGGAACGCGCUGCUUCAAGGAGCAUUGCCACAGCCGCAACAAGAGCAGCAGCAGCCGCAACUGACAACUGGAACGCUGCCCGUUGAGGAGUCGAUACUGAAGGAGCUGCCAGCUGCAUCGCCGACGCCAUGCCUGCAGGGACAGAUUGUGGGGAGCACUACGACGCCCCUCAAGGCCAAGCUGGUCCCAGGUUCCACUCUGAGCUCUUCCCAUGCAACACUCACCGCACUGCUGAACAAUGGUGGAACGGGAGUGGCAGUCGGAGUAGGAGGAGCACCCGCUGUCAAUACUGCGCCAAGUGCCACCGGGAAACUAAGGAAUUAAUCUUAACUAAGCAUUCACAUAUUUCUCUA
Molecule: messenger RNA, 1761 nt
Organism: Drosophila guanche
Lineage: Eukaryota; Metazoa; Arthropoda; Insecta; Diptera; Drosophilidae
Exons: 3
Coding region: 32-1732 (566 amino acids)
Cellular component (GO): nucleus
Molecular function (GO): nucleosome binding; DNA binding
Source: RefSeq, a predicted model, not a curated record